AUGAACAAUCUGGUAAAACCCCUGUGUAGUAGAUAUGGCAAAACAUUGGAUCUAAGUCUGAACAGUAUUUUUUUUAUUGACCCUGAAGAAUUCCAUCCGUUUUCUGAUAUAGCUUGUCUAAAUUUGUCUUCGAAUGGCAUGGGUCAAGAUUUAAAUGGGACAGAAUUUAGAUACUUGCAAAACCUAGCAUACUUGGAUUUAUCAUUCAAUAAACUGGAUUUUGCUUCCAUCAAUGCUUUUCAGGAACUGAAAAAAUUGGAGGUAUUAGAUGUGAGUUAUAACAAACACUAUUUCAUUGUACAAGGUGUAACUCACCACCUUAAAUUCAUUGAAAACCUGGCCAAACUUGCAGUUCUUAACCUAAGCUGGAAUGAAAUCUCGACUCUAACUGAGCCCCAAGUUUAUAGCUCCUCCCUAAAAGAAUUAAGGUUUGCUGGAAACCGUCUGGAUGUAUUGUGGAAAAAAGAUGACCAUCGCUACACGGGUCUUUUCCAUAAUUUUACAAAUCUUUCAAUUCUUGAUAUCUCUUACAACAGACUUAUCACCAUUCCUGAUGAAGCACUGUGCCAACUGCCUGAAAAUCUUACAGAGCUGUACUUACAUCAUAAUGAACUAGUGUUUUUUGGUUGGAAAAACCUGACAUGCUUUAAAAACCUCAAAAUUCUUGACCUAAGUCACAAUAAGAUUACAAUGAUAAUAGCACACUUGAGAAAUUAUACAAUGUCACUGGAGACUCUAAUCAUAAAUCAUAAUUAUAUUCAAACUUUGACAGAUGCAUUUCUUAUUGGGCUCCAUAGCCUCACUGACCUUGAUUUAAGUUACAAUCACAUUCAAAAUAUAAAUAAAUCCAUUUUUUUGUCUGGUAAUCAAAACUAUUUAAAAGUUUUAAGACUGAAAGGAAAUCCUUUUGAGUGUACCUGUGAAAUUGUUGACUUCAUAAACUGGAUUAAUAGCAACAAUGUUAAUAUUCCUCGGCUGGCCACUGAUGUCACGUGUGCCACACCAGAUAAAUGGAAGAAGCAUGGAAUUAUCUCUUUUGAUAUACACACUUGUAAUAUGGAUUUCACAGAACUACUACUGUUUCUUGUAUCAUUUGUUUUAAUUGUCCCAUUGACUGUAUUGCCAAUUAUGAGUAAUUUAUUUUACUGGGAUAUAUGGUAUAUAUACCACUGGUGUAUGGCAAGGCUAAUGUAUAGCAAAGUCCCUAGUUCAGAAACUAUAUAUGAUGCAUUUAUCACAUAUGAUGAGAAGGAUCUGGCUGUCAGUGACUGGGUCAUUAAUGACCUAUGUGACCAGCUAGAGAACAGAGGAGGCAAACACAUACUUCUCUGCUUAGAGGAAAGAGAUUGGGAGCCAGGAAAGGCUAUAGUCGAUAACAUUGCUGAAAGCAUUAACCAAAGCAAAAAAACUCUGUUUGUUCUCACUAAAAACUAUGUGAAAAGUGGAAAAUUCAGAACAGCAUUUUAUCUGGCUAUGCAAAAACUAAUGGAUGAAAAUCGGGAUGUGAUAAUCAUAAUUUUACUACAGCCUGUUUUACAGCAUUCCCAGUAUCUCAGGCUGAGGAAAAAAAUUUGCAAAAGUUCUAUUCUGGAAUGGCCUACAAAUCCACAUGCAGAAAGCUUAUUCUGGCAAAAAAUAAAAAAUGUGCUACUGACAGAAAACAUCAGUCGAUACAAUAAUCUCUACACUGAUUCCAUUGCUGUUGUUCGCUGA
Staurois parvus is the source of this 1713-nucleotide messenger RNA. NCBI's taxonomy places the organism in Eukaryota, Metazoa, Chordata, Amphibia, Anura, Ranidae. The record is from the annotation of a GenBank genome assembly.